Molecule: messenger RNA, 1464 nt
Organism: Babesia bigemina
Lineage: Eukaryota; Apicomplexa; Aconoidasida; Piroplasmida; Babesiidae
Exons: 2
Coding region: 1-1464 (487 amino acids)
Source: RefSeq, a predicted model, not a curated record
AUGGUGUUGAGGCUAGUUCGAGGCACCGGCGGGAGCAACGAUGCCCGGUCCGGGCAAUCGGCCAGUGGCGCUGGAAAUGAACGCUUGACCGAUUUCCAACGUGAGAUGAUUCUUGCUGAGCAGCAUGCGGAAAAUCUGAGGAAGAGACAACGCAGGAAUCUGCUCAACGAAGACUUCGGGCCUACCGUCUCCAUCGACGCAAACGAGGAAGAAGACGGCUUAAUCGAAGAAGACCCACUCGACAUGAACAAUUUAAAUGAUAUUAUUGAGGACACUACGACGAAGGCAGAUGCAGCUGCGUCGGAUGACGUCGCUCUUUUUGACGAGGAGACAGAUCAACAGUCUUUGGCCCCAACGUCGCUUGUCAACAAAGCAAGAGUUUCAAAAACACGUGCACUUCACAUCCUGGAGCAUCCGCAUUGUUCCAAGUAUCUAGUUGGCAGCUUGAUGCGAAUAUGGAUCACGCCAGACGCUGCGCCAGAUUCUGUCAGUUCGCAGCACCCACACCUCGUGAACACCCAUGCCAUAUUCAAAGUGGAGCGCCUAGUAAAGACUAACGAAUAUGUUGUAUAUGGUGAUAGUGUCGGAAACAGCUGUGACCACGAAAUACGUGAAUUUCUCGGCAAAACAUCAUACAGCAUAUUGGGCCGCCUUAUGACGGAUCGCCGCUCCGACACGCUCAACAAAAUAGGGCUCAACGACGUCUGCAGCGCACCAAUUUUGCAAGAAGAGAUCAAGUUCGGAGGCGAAUGGUUAAUCAGGGACCUGAAUCAAGCGGCUACUAAUCUCAGAAAUGUAAGCUUCCCGCAUGGCAUAUUCAUCAUGAUGCAGUUCACUUUCACUGACGAGGAUGUGCAGCUCAUUCUAGAACGGAAAUUGCUUAAGGAAUCCGUGGAACAGACUGAGUUUCAAGGUGGUCGCAGCAGCUUGAUAGCUGCGAUACAGAGAACAUCUCACGAAAUCGAGCUUCUCACCGAACUCGUCAAAAAUGAUACCUCCAAGAUAGACCACCUCCGGGCAUUAGAAGCUAGGAAAGCCAAAAUGGACGAGCAACUUCAAACCAUGAAGGCACUGACACGCAACCCGCUAUUCAUCAAAACAUGCCCGGUGCUACGUGCGAAUGCGGAGCCAUCAGCACGCGGAGGAGCAGUGCGCAAGACGACCCAACCCACACCGAUGAUUAUGUUUAACAACAUCGAGACGCAAGAAAUAUUCCCCACUGAAAUCCGUAGACGUGAAAGGAAGACGGUUAGUGAAUUCAGCUACGAGGAACAAAAGGAGUUGGUGAUCGCUUACAUUACGGUUAGUAUAAGUUUCACCGUAAUCUGUAUAUUGCUACAGAACGUAGACAAGUGUGAUCCUGACCAGUGGCUUUCACCAUCGGAUGACGUUAAUGCAGGGAACCCAGGCAAGCCUGAUCAGGCUGGUGUUAUAAGCAUGAAGGAGUACCUUAACAUGGCGUGA